CGCCAAGUGCUCAUCCCUGCAUGGAGUUAUAGAUUCGAUGUUAAUUGUGAUCGGAUAUUAGACACAUAGAAGUCCCAGUCUUUAUUGGCGGUGAGGGAUUUCUGCUUUAUUUGAGGCGCUUUGAUGAACCGGGUCUAUGGACCCCCAGCAGUCGGUCUUCCCACUGCAGCUGCAUGGCAACAUUUUCGCAAUGAGCUCUGGACAAGUGCCAAAACUAAGCGCCGGAUACAGUGAAGGAGGAGGAGGAGGAGGCCAAGACGCAGAAGUUAAUCAGAAAAACAUGACCUCCUGUGCCGGUGUCAGUUCCAGGCUGAACCCAGAUGAACAGUUUGAGAGCCCAGUGGAGCCUCUGGUUCGCUGCCACGCCAAGGGCAGGCUGGACGUGAGGAGCAGGAGCUGUGGUCUACUCGCCAUCUGCCACUCAGGAGUCAUUUUCCCCUGGAUGAAUCCACGGACGACUGACUCCGGACGUUCUGCGGCGGCCGCGCUGUCGGGCAGGAGGAGGCACCGGGCGCGGAGGGAGCGCACCGCCUUCACCAACAGCCAGCUGCUGGAGCUGGAGAAGGAGUUCCACUUCAGCCCCUACCUGUGCCGCCCGCGCAGGAUGGAGAUGGCCGCCGGGCUGCAGCUCACCGAGCGCCAGGUCAAAAUCUGGUUCCAGAACCGCAGGAUGAGGUACAAGAAGGAGCUGAGAUACGGCGGCGCGCCGGCUCCGGCCCAGUGGCCUCAGUGCGGCUGGGCCCCCGGCUCCGGUGCGGACCCCCUGACUCCCCCAGGAGCCCCCUCCUCCUCCGACGCCUACUUCAGGGACUUUGCUCCUGAAGCGCCCUCAGUCUUCAGACCUCAGAGCGAUGGCAGCAGUGGUCAGUGUAUUUACUCCAACGCCUCCCUUCUGAGUUGCAUGUCUGCUGCUAGCGGCCCGGCGGCCUCCUGCGGUGCAGGCAGUCACCACCAGGCCGGCGUCCCGAGCUGGCCCUAGGGCCCCAUCAGCCCAUGAUGCAGCCAGGUUAACCUCCUUAUGCCAGACUGGGGGAUGUCUGAGUAGCAUCUCGGGGGUUGAAACGCACACAACCCCUCACCGUUUGCGGAACAUUUUAAUUAAACUAUAUGAACAUAUCUUAAUUAAAGAAAAGCUACAACACCAUCAUUUGUGCAUUUUAGGCACAACGAUGCUGUUAAACCUGCUGCACAGGAUAUUUGAGUAGUUGAUGCUGUUUGUGGUGCUCUUCAGUGUCUGUUCCAUUUGUAUCAUUGUUGCAUGUUUUAUGCAUGUGGGACUCGUGCUAUGAGUGAGUUUUCUAUUUCCCUCCGUUGGCAGAUAAUUGGUAAGUGGUUGUCAUAUUUUGUACGCGUCCCAUCGGGCCUCUCUUUCAUUAUGGACUGUAAAUAGCAGGUUGUUUGUGUAAAAUGUUUUAGCUGUGAAAGUUGGGCCAUGCCAUAUUUUUCUUAUAGACAUGAAAGGGUGCAGCGAGUCUUUGAUGCUGUUCUUGAUUAAUUGAGAUGUCAUGUACUGUACAUGCUUAAUAAAUGCAUUUGGGAAAACUGUA
Molecule: messenger RNA, 1547 nt
Organism: Betta splendens (Siamese fighting fish)
Lineage: Eukaryota; Metazoa; Chordata; Actinopteri; Anabantiformes; Osphronemidae
Product: homeobox protein Hox-D3-like
Exons: 2
Coding region: 137-979 (280 amino acids)
Biological process (GO): regulation of transcription by RNA polymerase II
Cellular component (GO): nucleus
Molecular function (GO): RNA polymerase II cis-regulatory region sequence-specific DNA binding; DNA-binding transcription factor activity, RNA polymerase II-specific
Source: RefSeq, a predicted model, not a curated record